Messenger RNA from Orbilia oligospora ATCC 24927, 1353 nucleotides. RefSeq lists its product as uncharacterized. Gene Ontology annotation, cellular component: cytoplasm; microtubule. NCBI's taxonomy places the organism in Eukaryota, Fungi, Ascomycota, Orbiliomycetes, Orbiliales, Orbiliaceae. Gene Ontology annotation, biological process: mitotic cell cycle; microtubule cytoskeleton organization. The coding region runs from base 1 to 1353 and encodes 450 amino acids. The record is from RefSeq and is a predicted model, not a curated record. Gene Ontology annotation, molecular function: structural constituent of cytoskeleton; GTP binding; GTPase activity. The transcript is spliced from 8 exons.
AUGCGUGAAAUCGUCCAUCUCCAAACCGGUCAAUGCGGUAACCAAAUUGGUGCUGCUUUCUGGCAAACCAUCUCCGCUGAGCAUGGUCUCGACGGCUCCGGUGUUUACAAUGGCACCUCUGACCUCCAACUCGAGAGGAUGAAUGUCUACUUCAACGAGAAUUUACAACAGGCUUCGAGUAACAAGUAUGUCCCACGUGCCGUUCUCAUCGAUCUUGAGCCCGGUACCAUGGACGCUGUCCGCUCCGGUCCUUUCGGCCAGCUUUUCCGUCCAGACAACUUCGUUUUUGGUCAGUCUGGUGCUGGUAACAACUGGGCGAAGGGUCAUUAUACCGAGGGUGCCGAACUCGUCGACCAAGUUCUUGAUGUCGUCCGUCGUGAGGCCGAAGGCUGUGACUGCCUUCAAGGUUUCCAGAUUACCCACUCCCUCGGUGGUGGUACCGGUGCCGGUAUGGGUACCCUUUUGAUCUCCAAGAUCCGUGAAGAGUUCCCAGAUCGUAUGAUGGCCACUUUCUCAGUCGUCCCAUCUCCAAAGGUCUCCGACACCGUCGUUGAGCCCUACAACGCCACUCUCUCCGUCCACCAGUUGGUCGAAAACUCCGACGAGACCUUCUGUAUCGAUAACGAGGCUUUGUAUGAUAUCUGCAUGCGUACCCUCAAGCUCUCCUCCCCAUCCUACGGUGACCUCAACCACUUGGUCUCCGCUGUCAUGUCUGGUGUUACCACCUGCUUGCGUUUCCCAGGUCAAUUGAACUCUGACUUGAGAAAGCUUGCCGUCAACAUGGUUCCUUUCCCACGUCUCCACUUCUUCAUGGUCGGAUUCGCUCCUCUCACCUCCCGUGGUGCACACAGCUUCCGUGCCGUUACCGUUCCAGAGCUCACCCAGCAAAUGUUCGACUCUAAGAACAUGAUGGCUGCUUCUGACUUCCGUAACGGACGAUACCUCACCUGUGCCGCUUUCUUCCGUGGAAAGGUCUCCAUGAAGGAAGUUGAGGAUCAGAUGUUGAAUGUCCAGCAGAAGAACUCUGCUUACUUCGUUGAAUGGAUUCCAAACAACGUCCAGACCGCUCUCUGCUCCAUCCCACCACGUGGUUUGAAGAUGUCCGCCACCUUCGUCGGUAACUCGACCUCCAUCCAGGAGCUCUUCAAGAGAGUUGGUGACCAAUUCACUGCCAUGUUCCGUCGUAAGGCUUUCUUGCAUUGGUAUACUGGUGAGGGUAUGGACGAGAUGGAGUUCACUGAGGCUGAGUCCAACAUGAACGAUCUCGUUUCUGAGUACCAGCAAUACCAGGAGGCUGGUGUCUCUGAUGGUGAGGAGGAGGCUUAUGCCGAUGAGGAGCAACACGAAGAGUAG